GCCAACUUCCGGUUGGACUUGCUAGGAGGUGAAGAGAGGUUAAGAAAUCUUUUAUCGCACGGAAGAAUGGCUGACGCGAAGAAAGAAACUGCGGCUCCGCCUAACAAGCUGCCGGCAGUGCCAGAGUCGGUACUGAAGAAAAGAAAACGCCGUGAGGCAGUUAAAACUGCACGUUUACAGGUCUCACUCAAGCAACGUGCAGAUCGUUAUAAGAAGAGGAAACAGAUUUUUAAACGAGCAGAACAAUAUGUGAAAGAAUAUAGAAGGAAGGAAAGGGAUGAAAUCCGGUUAAUGAGACAAGCUAAAAAUCGAGGAAAUUAUUAUAUUCCUGGAGAAGCGCGUCUUGCGUUUGUUAUUCGUAUUCGCGGUAUAAAUCAAGUUGCACCGAAAGUACGGAAGAUACUGCAAUUGUUCCGUCUAAAACAGAUCAACAAUGGUGUUUUCGUUAAAUUGAACAAAGCAACAAUUAAUAUGCUACGUAUUGUUGAACCUUAUAUUACAUGGGGAUAUCCUAAUUUGAAAUCAGUUCGUGAGUUGAUUUAUAAACGUGGAUUUGCCAAGAUAAACAGACAGCGCGUACCCAUAACCAGCAACUCCAUCAUUGAGAAAAAGCUUGGUCGAUCCAAUAUCAUUUGUACUGAAGAUUUAAUCCAUGAAAUAUUCACUGUUGGCCCAAAGUUUAAAUAUGCCAGCAAUUUCUUAUGGCCCUUCAAGCUGAAUACACCAAAUGGUGGCUGGCGUAAGAAGACUAACCAUUAUGUAGAAGGUGGUGACUUUGGAAACCGAGAGGAUAAAAUUAAUGAACUUCUGAGAAGAAUGGUUUAAUUUAUAAAUCUCUUCAUAAAUAAAGUCUUCUACCCACAAAAUCA
Molecule: messenger RNA, 869 nt
Organism: Linepithema humile (Argentine ant)
Lineage: Eukaryota; Metazoa; Arthropoda; Insecta; Hymenoptera; Formicidae
Gene: RpL7
Product: ribosomal protein L7
Biological process (GO): maturation of LSU-rRNA from tricistronic rRNA transcript (SSU-rRNA, 5.8S rRNA, LSU-rRNA)
Cellular component (GO): cytosolic large ribosomal subunit
Molecular function (GO): RNA binding; structural constituent of ribosome
Source: RefSeq, a predicted model, not a curated record